Didymodactylos carnosus is the source of this 808-nucleotide messenger RNA. Lineage: Eukaryota; Metazoa; Rotifera; Eurotatoria; Philodinida; Philodinidae. The record is from the annotation of a GenBank genome assembly.
GUCGGAUAAAUGGAUUGAAGGAUCAGAAUGAUGUUAAAAAAAUAGUAUUUGAAACAAGUUAUAUUGUUUUCGGAUUGGGUGAUGUGUAUCUCGGCGCACCAUGUGCUGUUCCAGUUGAUCCACGUCAUCGACUGAUUACAUCGAAAUAUAAUCCGGCCCGUACAUUCACGACAGACGGUACGGUUGGUAUUGGUGGUGUUUAUAUGUGCAUUUACCCUAGAUCUUCGCCUGGUGGUUAUCAAAUUAUUGGACGAUCAUUACCGGUAUGGAAUACAUAUUUAAAUAAUAAGUCAUUUAAAAAUGAUAAACCAUGGCUAUUAAGAUUCUUCGAUCAAGUACGUUUUUAUGAAGUUACCGAAGAUGAAUUGCUCGAAAUGCGCAAAGGGAAAAAACUUAUACAAAUCGAAGAAGAUCAAUUUGAUUAUGCUAAAUAUUUAACUUUUCUAUCUGAAAACGAACAUAGUAUUAAUGAACUUCAAGCCAAACAAAAAGUCGCUUUUGAUAACGAAGUACUUCUGUGGGAGCAAGACGAUCAUAAUAACGUUAAUCAAACUAAAUCAGAACAAGAAGAAGAAGAAUCGAAAGCAACAACUCAAAAUGAGGUUUUGAAAGGUCGACUUGUAUCGGCCAUUACUGGCGGUCGCGUUUUGAAUGUACUGGUUAAAUUAGGUCAGCGUGUGAAACUUGAUGAACCUUUACUUGUUGUUGAAGCAAUGAAAAUGGAACUUACCAUCUAUUCAGAACUAACUGGAAUAGUAAAUGCUGUCUAUUGUGAACAGGGUAAAAUGAUAAAUACCGCUGAUAUUUU